Ochlerotatus camptorhynchus is the source of this 1966-nucleotide messenger RNA. RefSeq lists its product as uncharacterized. Gene Ontology annotation, molecular function: nucleic acid binding; zinc ion binding. NCBI's taxonomy places the organism in Eukaryota, Metazoa, Arthropoda, Insecta, Diptera, Culicidae. The record is from RefSeq and is a predicted model, not a curated record. Bases 470 to 1966 code for a protein of 498 amino acids. The transcript has 2 exons.
GACACCAUUGUGGUAUCGUACAAAGGGACCAUCGUACAAAAAGACCAACCGCCAUCGAAGUCGCGAUCACGCUAAAUCAUUGGGCGCUGCCAUCACGAUUUGCGCGUACACGUAUGGAUUUCACGCCAUCACCGUUUUUGUGGAUAUUGAAUGCAGGAGAGAUAAAUUGAAAAUACAAGGCUUUUUAGAUAGGCCUACAAGUGCAUUUGGGAGUAAAUUAUUGGACAUUGGAUACUAUCGUGGAUGGUUCGGAACUGAUCAACGAGUCAAGCAGAUUAGAGCGGUUAUAAUUAAAUUAAAGGCCUAAUUGACAGGCUCACCAGGUGAGUUCCUGUCCAAAAAAUUGUAUUCUCGGUUGGAAGGUGCUGCUUUUGUCGACUUUUCAGAACGUGCUCACAUUUGGAUUUUUCCAUCGUGACGUCAUCGAUUCAAGUUUAGCGACUCCUGGAUAUCCUUCUUCGUCCACGACAUGUCGAAGAAACUCAAGACCCUGUUGGGCAGUAGGGACAACGUUGCUGACUUUGUGAUCCGCUUGGAAAGCUUCCUGCACGACACCGAGGAGUUCAACGCUCAACAAGUCAAGAUACGUCUGGAGAAACUUGAAGCGAAGUGGACUGAAUUCGAGGAACUUCAGAACGAUAUUGAGGGCAUGGAGGAAAACGAGGAGAACAUGAAGGAGCACCAGCAGCUGAGGGCAGAAUUCGAGGACAAGUACUUUGAGGUAAGGGCAGGGUUGGCGAGUAAAUUACCACAACAGCAUGCAACACAAAACACAGUUCCUAUUAACACCUCUCACGUGCAAGCUUCCGUGCGACUUCCUCAAAUCAAUCUACCUGAGUUCGAUGGUAAUUUCCAAAACUGGCUUCCAUUCCACGAUACGUUUGUUGCCUUGAUCGAUUCUUCUACAGAGUUGAACAACAUACAGAAGUUCCACUACUUGCGCGCUUCACUCAAGGGUGAUGCUUUGAAGCUGAUUGAUUCCUAUUCGAUGAGCGAGGCUAACUAUAGGGUUGCUUGGGAUGGUUUGGUCUCACGGUUCUCCAACAACUACCUUCUCAAGAAGCGGCAUUUGAAUGCGUUGUUUGAGUGUCCAAGAAUGAAGAAGGAAUCAGCGGCAACACUGCACGAUCUCAUCGAUUGUUUUGAACGGAACACUAAAAUUCUGGACCAACUAGGAGAGAAGUCGAACGGUUGGGGAGCGAUGCUAGUUCACUUAAUGGUCUCGAAGCUCGACGAGGUGACUCAGAUGCGGUGGGAGGAGAAUGUUACGUCUGAAGAGGAGCCAUCAUUUCCGUCGCUGGUCUUGUUUCUCAAGAAGCAAACUCGUGUUUUGGAUGCAGUUUCUGUGGAUCAACAUAUCUUCGCUCCCAUUGGUUCAUCGACCAACAAUAGUUUCAAAUCUCGUCCAUCGAAGGUUUCGAUCAACUCGGCGACCGAAAGGGUUCCAUCGGAUUGCUUCGCAUGUAGCGAUAAGCACUGGAUCACUCGGUGUCCAACUUUCGCUAAACUUCCGAUUGACAAAAGGCUGCAGCUUACCAACUCCAAGCGGCUCUGUAGUAACUGUCUAGGAAGAAAUCAUUUGGCUCGAGAUUGUCCUUCCAAAUUUCGGUGCAAGACUUGCUCAAAGAAGCAUCAUUCACUGCUCCACCCUGGUUUUCCUGGUUCUGGUUCUGCUCCUACCCCAGCAGUGAAUGACAACGAUGAUUCACCUGUUCCAUCAACAUCGGGUGGUGCUUCGAACUCUGGUGGUUUGGUUACUAGUUCGGCGGCAUCAAUUGCAAUUAAUCUUUCGAUGGGACAGCCAAAAUCGCACGUGUUUCUGCAAACGGUUCUGCUGAAUGUCAAGGAUAUUUGGGGAAGGAUUAAUCUCGCAAGGGCACUUCUGGAUUCUGGAUCGCAAGCUAACCUGAUGUCUGAAAAUCUCUGCAAGCUACUCCGGCUACCAAGGCGGGACAGGAAAGCGUGA